AUGAACAUCAUAAAAGUAGAUAUAGAUAAGAGUUGGAUCUCAAGGCCACGAGGUAGUGUCGAAUACAAGGCCGGGUUGAACAAAUUUUUGGAUUUCGCAUUUGCGAAUGCAUCAUCCAAUGGGAUGAUAUAUUGUCCAUGUCCUUCGUGUGGGUUCCGGCUAUUCCAAACUAGAGAGGAUGCUUACGAUCACUUGCUGUUAAAAUCGUUUCCUGCUAAGUAUACUUUUUGGUUACAUCACGGGGAGAGACGCGUAGGAGACAGUUCUACUGAGACACAAGAAAUUGACCCUGGUAGCGUCUACCGAGAUCCAAUGCGCGACAUGGUUCGUGAGGCAUUCAACUUUCCAGGUUCUGUUGUCGAUGAAGAUGACUCGGGCAACAAAGAUUCUGAGGGGGAUGCCGAAGAGUUGCCUUAUUUGUACAGCGAACCUAGUCAGGCGGCCCGUCAUUUUGAUGAGCUGCUUGAGGAUGGAGAGCAGGAAUUGUAUCCGGGUUGUGCGAAAUUCUCGAAGUUGGCUUUCUUGGUCAGGCUAUACCAUAUAAAGUGCAUGUGCGGUGUGAGCGACAAGGCAUUCGGAAUGAUACUAGAGUUACUGUGUGAGGCCUUUGAGCAUGCAAAGAUCCGGCUUCACUGCACGAUGCCAAGAGGAUCAUACGAAAGCUCGCGGAUGUUCAUGUCCAGUAAGACAUCUGUUGACAUGCUGUGGCACAAGAAAGGUCCUAACUCGGAUGGUUUUUUGAGGCAUCCACGAGACGGAGAGGCAUGGAAGGCAUUUUAUAAAAGAUAUACUCACUUCAGUGGCGAUCCACGCAGCGUUCGCUUAGCCUUAGCUAGCGAUGGCUUUAAUCCCUUCGGAAAUCUCAGCUCAAGGUACUCGAUUUGGCCCCCGUUGAUAGAUGAGUUGAAGCAGCUGUGGGGUGGUGUUGAUACGUACGACGCUAGUGAGAAAAAAACAUUCAAGCUGCAUGCUGCGUUGAUGUGGACAAUCAGCGAUUUUCCAGGGUUGGGCAACUUAUCUGGGUGGAAUACAUACGGUGGGAGAGCAUGUCCUACGUGCAACCUGGAUGCUGAGUCUAAGCGACUCACGUUUAGUCAGAAAUGGUGUUUCAUGGGUCAUCGGCGCUUUCUGAAUCAAAGCCACAGAUUUCGGCAGGACCGAUUGGAUAAUGUGCAUGUCAAGCUUGGUAAGGUGCAAACGGAAGCCAGUAAAAGAGCGCGCGGACAACAGGCUUCAUUACAAGAUGAGUCUCCUUGGAAAAAAAGGAGUAUAUUCUUUGAUCUUCCAUAUUGGGAGUAUAAUUUGUUGCGUCACAAUCUGGACGUGAUACACAUAGAGAAGAAUGUGUGUGACAACAUUAUCUACACGAUACUGAACGACAAUGGUAAGUCCAAGGACAACCUCAAAGCUCGAAAAGAUCUCCAGCUGAUGGGAAUUAGGCGUGAACUUUGGCCAUGA
This is a messenger RNA of Arachis duranensis, 1458 nucleotides long. RefSeq lists its product as uncharacterized. NCBI's taxonomy places the organism in Eukaryota, Viridiplantae, Streptophyta, Magnoliopsida, Fabales, Fabaceae. The record is from RefSeq and is a predicted model, not a curated record. The transcript is spliced from 4 exons. The coding region runs from base 1 to 1458 and encodes 485 amino acids.